This is a messenger RNA of Trichoderma virens Gv29-8, 1518 nucleotides long. RefSeq lists its product as uncharacterized. The transcript is spliced from 3 exons. Bases 1 to 1518 code for a protein of 505 amino acids. The record is from RefSeq and is a predicted model, not a curated record. Lineage: Eukaryota; Fungi; Ascomycota; Sordariomycetes; Hypocreales; Hypocreaceae.
AUGAUUCUCAAAAACAGUCUGCUUACAGCAGCUACGCUGCCGGCUUUGGCCUCUGCCGCUUGCAUCUCCUCGGGUAACCAAGAUACGAUCAACAAUGCGCUUCGAUCUGGAGGAAACGGUGCUGUUGUUCAGCUCUGUGCCAACGCGUUGAUUCAGAUCACGAGUCAAAUCAGCUUCACUGCCGACAACCAGGAAAUCUCCACGCAGGGCUACCCUACCGGUAGCACAAGGGGUACCAUUCAGGUUGCUCCAGGCAGCUCUGCCAGUACCUUGAUCUAUGGCAAGAACUUCAACAAUAUUCGUAUCAAGAAUCUUCAGCUUGAUGGAAACCGAGGUGGAGCUGGCCUGUUCCCGGGUGGCGCUGCUAACAUCGAGAUUGGCGGCUUCACCACCGGCCAGGUCGUCUCCAACGUGGCGUCGAAGAACCCUCGUGGUUGGAGCUGUCUCCAUGCCAUUGGCUCUGGAGAUAACAACAAUCCUUGCAAGAACGUCACCAUCAUCAACAAUGACAUCGGCCCAUGCGGCCAGUCUGGUACCGAUGCCAACGGAAAUGGCCAGUGGGCAGAUGGCGUCUCUCUUGACUGCACGGCCUCUCUUGUACAGGGCAACACUAUCAAUGGCCCUACUGAUGGCGGUAUUGUCAUCUUUGGUUCUCCUGGUAGCACCAUCACGGGCAAUACCAUCAUCUCGUCCCCCGACUACGUCGGCUUCGGUGCCAUCAACAUGGUCGAUGGCGAGUACGAUGGUAGUUACGCUGGCGUCAGCGUUACCAACAACAACAUCCAAGGCAACAAAUUGUUUAACCUUGGCAUUGGAAUUGGCGCCAACGUCUGGUCCUUUGGUGAUCCCCCGCCACCGUUGAAGGGCCCAGCUACCGUCACUGGCAAUACCAUCAGUGGCCACGUCAGCUUCCCCAUUGCCAUCAACGGAUGGUCUAACGGUCUAACGGUUACCGGAAACACCGUGUCGGGCGUUCCGUCGCCCAAGUCCAGCUUCUCCGAUGCUUCCCAGUGCAGCGCCCCAAUCCAGAGUGUUUUCAACCAGAACGCAAAUCUCAUUUACUACCCAGCUGGACUCACUGGAAAUCAGAACCUGCAGUCCGGAUUUGUCGCUGCCCCUGGCAAUACGACCAAUUUCUUGUGCUCAACUAUCGCGCUUCCAAACUCGGUCACCUUCAACGCUGGACAGUUGACCAUUUCCACCGAUACUGGUCCAUUUGCAAGCCUUCACAAUGUCAUUGCCCAGUAUCAGGGUGAUAACAACCUUGUCGUUCUCCAGGCUGGCAAACCUGUCUGGGCCAGUGGGCACACCCUGAGCCAGGGAUGCGGUAGCCCUUCUGGAUGCCAACUGAGGUUCGAUUCUAGCGGUAACCUGGGAACUUACUUCAACAAUGCCGUUCAAUGGCAAACGAACACUUCGGGCAGGGGUAAGACCAUGGUUGUCCUCAACCAGGCACCUUGGAUUCAGAUCAAGGACGGCUCUGGCAAUGUCAUCUGGGACACUACCAAGAGCACUUGA